This is a messenger RNA of Cajanus cajan (pigeon pea), 1976 nucleotides long. Its product is annotated as calcium-dependent protein kinase 2. Gene Ontology annotation, biological process: protein phosphorylation. NCBI's taxonomy places the organism in Eukaryota, Viridiplantae, Streptophyta, Magnoliopsida, Fabales, Fabaceae. Gene Ontology annotation, molecular function: calcium ion binding; protein kinase activity; ATP binding. The record is from RefSeq and is a predicted model, not a curated record.
AUGGGUUGUCACGGUAGCAAGGAAAAAAAAUCAACGGCAGAAUAUAGUGAAAGUGCUGGUUACCACACUGUUGAGCCACCCGCAAGCGCAACAACUAGGCAGGUACACACAGCAGCAGCAGCAGCAGCACCAUCACAGUCACAGUCACAGGCUCCGAUGGCGGCGCCUAAAGCAGAAGGCACCAUUCUGGGAAAACCCUUUGACGACAUAAAGAAGUACUACACUCUGGGGAAGGAAUUGGGAAGGGGCCAAUUCGGGAUAACCUAUCUCUGCACCGAUAAUUCCAGCGGCGCCACCUACGCCUGCAAGUCCAUUCUCAAGCGGAAGCUGGUGUCCAAGGCCGACAGAGAAGACAUGAAGAGGGAGAUUCAGAUCAUGCAGCAUUUGUCCGGCCAACCCAACAUUGUCGAGUUUAAGGGAGCGUAUGAGGAUAGGUUUUCGGUCCACCUUGUUAUGGAACUCUGCGCCGGCGGGGAGCUCUUCGAUCGCAUCAUCGCUCAGGGACACUACUCCGAGAGAGCCGCUGCCUCGCUCUGCAGAGCCAUUGUUAACGUUGUUCACAUUUGUCACUUCAUGGGUGUCAUGCACCGCGAUCUCAAGCCUGAGAACUUCUUGCUCUCUAGUAAGGACCCUGAGGCAACGCUCAAGGCCACUGAUUUUGGACUCUCUGUCUUCAUUGAACAAGGCAAGGUUUACCGUGAUAUGGUUGGCAGUGCUUACUAUGUUGCUCCUGAGGUAUUGCGUCGUAGUUAUGGAAAGGAAAUUGAUAUUUGGAGUGCAGGAAUCAUAUUGUACAUUCUUUUGAGUGGUGUACCACCUUUCUGGGCUGAAACUGAAAAGGGAAUAUUUAACGCCAUAUUGGAAGGUGAAAUUGAUUUUGUAAGUGAACCAUGGCCAUCCAUAUCAAACAGUGCUAAAGAUCUAGUCAGGAAGAUGCUGACACAGGAUCCAAAGAAGCGGAUUACUUCUGCUCAAGUCCUUGAACACCCCUGGAUGAGAGAAGGCGGAGAGGCAUCUGAUAAACCAAUCGACAGUGCAGUUCUAUCCAGAAUGAAGCAAUUCAGGGCAAUGAAUAAGCUCAAGAAGCUGGCAUUGAAGGUUAUUGCUGAAAAUCUAUCAGAAGAGGAGAUUAAAGGUCUCAAAGCAAUGUUUGCAAAUAUGGAUACCGACAAUAGUGGCACCAUCACCUAUGAAGAACUGAAGACUGGCUUGGCUCAAAUCGGAUCAAGACUGUCCGAGGCUGAAGUGAAGCAACUCAUGGAAGCUGCUGAUGUUGAUGGAAAUGGGUCAAUUGACUAUCUUGAAUUCAUCUCAGCUACAAUGCAUAGGCACAGACUUGAACGGGAUGAACAUCUUUUUAAAGCAUUCCAGUAUUUUGACAAGGAUAACAGUGGGUUUAUUACUAGAGAUGAAUUGGAGACUGCUAUGACCCAACAUGGAAUGGGUGAUGAAGCAUCAAUAAAGGAAAUAAUCUCUGAGGUGGAUACAGAUAACGAUGGGAGAAUAAACUAUGAGGAAUUCUGUGCAAUGAUGAGAAGCGGAACGCCACACCAGGGACAGCUAUUUUAAAGUUACUAAUAAUUCAUCAGAAAGCCUUUUGGUUGAGUGACUUGUUAUUUGUUGGGAAAAGCAUUGUCUCCAGCAAUGUGCAACAAGCCACUUCAUGCAUUGACGAUUUCCUUGCAAUCCCAAUUUUCAUACAAGGUUGCUAUUGUGCCUGUUGUGCUAAAAGUGGAUUUGUACUUCUGUAUACAUUUAGUUUACGGCUGUCACAUUUUCCAAGUAUCUUAUGGAAGCCUGAAUUUUUAUUAAGAUACUUUGAUAUCGUAUAGGGUUUUCAUUUUUAUCGUGGCUGAGUAAUGAGUAAUGAGUAAUCAGGGGAGGGAACUAUUUUCCUUAACCUGUACAUGGAAGUACAAACUUGAAUGCUUAGUCCACAUAAUGUUUAGAUAAUCAAAUAUUUUGUGCAAAUGCUA